GAAAACAGGAACCUCUCUCUCUCUCUUUCUCUCUCUUUCUCUCUCUUUCUCUCUCUCUGGGCUCGCGCCUCAUCAGUGGAAGUGGUUUCAGUAAAAGGGGAAGAAGAGCAGUUUAAUAGAAAGGAUCUGAAAAAUCACUGCAGAGCCGCCAAGGAACAAUAGAGUUAGACAGGAAGACAGAUACGAUCACAGCAUGCAUUUGAAGAUAUGGCGCCGGCUCCCUUCGCUGAGCUGUGUAUUUGUCCAGAAGAACACACAGACAAACUGACACAUGCAUGUGCACAUAGCACUUCUAUGUUGUGUUUUCAUGAAUGCUGUCCCUGUGGAGAGAGAAGACUCUCAGGAAGGAAAACCAAAGCCACAGAAACCAAGCAACAUUUACCAAAAGCCAAUAAGUGACAUUUAAAGCAGAGGAGAAAACUUCAUUGUUUCGUCCAUCCCUCUCCCCUCCAGGUUCUCCUGCUCCACCUCUAACCUUGCCCACACGAUGGACCGGCCUCUGCUGAGACGAGUGUCGGCCGGGGGCUGCUGCUCCUACAGCACCCUGAAGGCCUGGAUGCCCAUCCUCUCCUGGCUGCCCAGGUACAAGCUGAGGUGGCUUCAGAUGGACCUGCUCGCAGGCCUCACCGUCGGGCUGACGACUGUACCGCAGGCGCUGGCUUACGCUGAAGUAGCUGGCCUUCCUGUGCAGUACGGACUCUACUCUGCCUUCAUGGGGGGUUUCAUCUACACCCUGCUGGGGACCUCUAAGGACGUGACGCUGGGUCCCACGGCCAUCAUGUCCCUCCUGUGUUUCUCCGUGGUGGGGGGGCAGCCACACCGCGCUGUGCUUCUCAGCCUCCUCUGUGGACUCAUCCAGGCUUUAAUGGCAUUACUGAGAUUAGGCUUCCUCUUGGACUUCAUCUCUUUCCCUGUAAUAAAAGGCUUCACUUGUGCUGCUGCAGUAACCAUCGGCUUUGGCCAGGUCAAGAAUAUUCUUGGACUUCGAGGCAUCCCCCACCAGUUCUUCCUGCAGGUUUACUACACCUUCUACAAGAUCCCAGAGGCCAGUAUAGGUGAUGUGGUCCUGGGUCUACUUUGUCUCGGCCUGCUGGUCAUGUUGAUGUUCAUGAAGACGAGUCUAGGCUCAGGCAACGGGCCCCCCUCCUCCAGAUUCGCCAGGAAACUAGUGUGGGCUGUUGCUACCAUGCGUAACGCUCUGGUGGUCGUGGCUGCCUCCUUCAUAGCAUUUUCCUGGGAUGCCUACGGUUAUCAUGUGUUCACAAUCACUGGAGAAAUUUCCCAGGGCCUCCCACCGUUCAGGCCCCCACCCACCUCAGACACCACCGCCAACGGCACUGUGGUCUCCUUUGGAGAGAUUGUAGAGGGUUUUGGAGGAGGGCUUGCUGUGAUUCCCUUCAUGGGUCUGUUGGAGAGCAUUGCUAUUGCGAAAGCUUUUGCGAGCCAGAACGACUACAGGAUCAAUGCCAACCAGGAGCUGCUGGCAAUUGGUGUGACCAACAUCAUGGGAUCCUUUGUGUCCGCCUAUCCUGUCACUGGCAGCUUUGGGAGGACAGCGGUGAACUCCCAGACUGGGGUUUGCAGUCCAGCUGGAGGGAUCAUCACCAGUGUGAUAGUGUUGCUUUCCCUGGCGUUCCUCAUGCCGGCCUUCUACUACAUCCCCAAAGCUUCCCUGGCUGCUGUUAUCAUCUGUGCGGUAGCUCCUAUGGUGGAUUACCGUGUCGUGGCUAAUAUGUGGAAGAUACGCAAGCUGGACCUGCUGCCGUUUGCUGUUACGUUCCUGAUGAGUUUCUGGCAGGUGCAGUAUGGCAUCAUGGGAGGUGUAGCUGUAUCUGGAGUCCUGCUGCUUUACAACAUGGCCAGACCCCAGAUAAAGGUGUCUGAUCACGGUGUGCUGGUGAUGGAGUUGAGCAGUGGACUCAGUUUUCCUGCCACAGAGUAUCUCAGCCACAUCAUACACACCCAGGCUCUGCAGGCGUCUCCUCCUCGGUCAGUGGUACUGGACUGCCAUCAUGUCAGCAUCAUAGAUUACACAGUGAUCAGCGAGCUCAGGGACUUGCUGAGGCAGUUCGAACUACGAGACGUGAGGCUGGUGUUUUGCAGAUUGCAGCCCUCUGUUCUGGAGGUUCUCCUGGCAGCCGAUCUUGAGGGCCUCAGGUACGCAGACAGUGCGGAGGCGGCGCUGCAGAUGGUGUCAGGAAACUGCCUCGAUGACCGACACAGAAACAGUCCAGUCACAGACUGGCGAGAAGAUGUUUGAUGCUGGACAGAAGCAAUGUAGCAACAACACUGAUCGGUGAACUUUCUGAACUGGGAUUAUUGGGCUGUUAAUGAUGUUAAAAGGUGAUAAACUACCUCCAUUAAUAGCAGUCACGUGCACGGAGACUGGCAGUGGCCAAGUGAUAUCUCCUUUUUUCCUGUCCUAAGAAAUUAUUACACUGAACUUCGUAUCUGCCAGACUUCCCUGGAAGACUGGAAAUUACUGUGCAAUCUCCCAGAUUACAACACUACACGAAAACAUGGGACCAGACGUCUAAUAUUGUGUUUCAUAUGCUUUUGAUGGACAUUUUGCAUUUUGUGUGAAUGAUGAAGGAAUGAGAGAAAUAAUAUACUGAAAUAUAUAUUUUUACUAACAGAGCAUUCACUCUGUUAUGUGUUAGGGCUGAAGGUGACAGUUGAGCUGCCAGAGACAGAAUUUACAGAAUAACAAUUUAGUCAUCAAUUCAUUGAUUUACUCAAUAAAUUAAAAACCCAAAUCACCACAUUUAUAAAAGGAUUUUUAGUGAAUAAAAAGUUUACACUUUCAUGUGUA
Seriola aureovittata is the source of this 2812-nucleotide messenger RNA. RefSeq names its product solute carrier family 26 member 11 (gene slc26a11). The coding region runs from base 488 to 2260 and encodes 590 amino acids. The record is from RefSeq and is a predicted model, not a curated record. Gene Ontology annotation, molecular function: secondary active sulfate transmembrane transporter activity. The transcript has 15 exons. Gene Ontology annotation, biological process: transmembrane transport. Gene Ontology annotation, cellular component: membrane. Lineage: Eukaryota; Metazoa; Chordata; Actinopteri; Carangiformes; Carangidae.